GUCACAAGACUUAGACAAUGACAAGUGCACGACCUGAGCACAGACGAGGAUAAAGGCAGAGGAGGAAAUAUAGAAAAAGUACAGAAUAAAAAAACAAUAGAGGAGGAGGAACUGGAUCUUAUAAAAAAAUGGAUAGUUUGAUGAAAACCAUGGCUACAGCUCGCAUCAGGCGUUACUCCGACGCGAUGACACAGCCGGACUCUUUCAUCCAACGCCAGCAGCUGGAUGCCAGCAUGGCUGACACCUUCCUGGAGCAUCUCUGUCUGCUGGACAUCGACCAGGAGCCAAUCACAGCGCGCAACACCAGCAUAAUCUGCACCAUCGGUCCUGCAUCCCGAUCGAUCCCCAAACUCCAAGAGAUGAUCAAGGCAGGAAUGAAUAUUGCUCGUCUAAAUUUCUCUCAUGGCUCACAUGAAUACCAUGGUGAAACCAUCAAAAACAUCCGAGAGGCGGUGGAGACGAUAACCCCUGACCCCUUGUAUUAUCGGCCGGUUGCCAUCGCAUUGGAUACGAAGGGACCAGAGAUCCGCACCGGAUUAGUGAAAGGGAAAGUGGAGGAGGAGGUGGUGCUGGAAAAGGGCAGCCAUGUCCGUGUGGUGACAGCAGAGAGUGACAAAGACAAGACAGACGGGAAGAUUAUCUGGGUGGACUACUCCAGCCUGCCCAAAGUCCUCAAGAAAGGAGGCACGAUCUACAUCGAUGACGGUCUCAUUGGACUCAAAGUACUAGAAACAGGCUCUGACUGGGUGGAUACGGUGGUGGAGUCCGGUGGGCUGCUGUGCAGCCGUAAAGGCGUUAACCUCCCUGGCGCCGACCUCCUCGGCGUGCAGGCGGUCAGCGAGCGAGACGAGGCCGACCUGAGGUUUGGGGUGGCACAGGGUGUAGACAUGGUGUUCGCCAGCUUCAUCCGCUCCGCCCAGGAUGUCAAAGAUGUGCGGCGAACUCUGGGGGCACACGGGCGAGAAAUCAAAGUGAUCAGCAAGGUGGAGAGCCGGCAAGGGGUCCAGAACUUUGAAGAGAUCUUGGCUGAGAGCGACGGCGUGAUGGUUGCCAGGGGCGACCUGGGGAUCGAGAUCCCGGCAGAGAAAGUCUUCAUCGCCCAGAAGAUGAUGAUUGGACGCUGCAACUCUGCCGGCAAGCCCGUCAUCUGUGCCACACAGAUGCUUGAGAGCAUGGUGGCCCACCCACGGCCAACCAGAGCGGAGGGCAGUGACGUCGCCAACGCCGUGCUGGAUGGAGCCGACUGUGUCAUGUUAUCUGGGGAGACCGCCAAGGGACUGUUUCCUGUGGAGGCAGUCGCGAUGAUGCACUCGAUCUGCAGGGAGGCAGAGGCGGCCAUUUUCCACCAGCAGCUCUUUGAGGAGUUGCGUCGCCUCACUCCUCUCUCCUCUGACCCCACAGAGGUCACAGCCAUCGGAGCUGUAGAGUCCUCCUUCAAAUGCUGUGCUGGGGCCAUCAUAGUCCUCACCAUCACUGGCAGGGCGGCACAUCUCUUGUCCAGGUACCGCCCUCGCUGUCCUAUAAUUGCCGUCACCAGAAGCCCUCAGGUGGCCCGUCAGACUCAGCUGUUAAGAGGAGUGUUUCCUGUCCUCUUCCACCCGCUGCCUGCUCCCGUCUGGGCCGACGACGUAGACAACAGGGUCAACUUCGGCAUGGACAUAGGGAAAGCAAGAGCAUUCUUCAAGUCGGGCGACAUGGUGAUUGUGGUGACAGGCUGGAUCCCAGGGUCUGGUCACACCAACAUUAUGAGAGCAGUCAAUGUCCCGUAACAACCCGACCUGACUUGACCGUAAAUGUGACUGACAUGCUGACGUAUAAACCUGAAAACCACCCCUUUUUAAAUUAAAUAAUAACCACUGUCACUUACAGAUUAACAGCAUCAUCAUUGUUAUUUAAACUCAAGGUUAUGGUAGGGAAACACUUGCCACUGGAACUGGUCUCAUGAAUGUUGAAUGUGUGUCUUGAAAGCGAUGACUCCCUCCAAAUAAAACUUGAAUUAAGUUUAA
Messenger RNA from Sebastes umbrosus (honeycomb rockfish), 2006 nucleotides. It is a transcript of the gene pklr, whose product is annotated as pyruvate kinase L/R. Gene Ontology annotation, molecular function: pyruvate kinase activity; potassium ion binding; magnesium ion binding. The record is from RefSeq and is a predicted model, not a curated record. Gene Ontology annotation, cellular component: cytoplasm. NCBI's taxonomy places the organism in Eukaryota, Metazoa, Chordata, Actinopteri, Perciformes, Sebastidae. Bases 129 to 1769 code for a protein of 546 amino acids. Gene Ontology annotation, biological process: glycolytic process. The transcript has 12 exons.